AUGUCUCUUCCGGGAGUUUUCCUUUUUUCCCAUUACGUGGAAAGCUUUUGGAGUACAUCACCACCUCUCUUGGAUUGGUCGGGUGUGCCGACGUUGGUUUUGGCUCUAGUCGCUCUGGUCAUGGCUGUGACAAUGUUACUCACACGACCUAUGGACGGGAAAAGGCCAGUGAGGCUGCCUGGACCACCGGCUCUGCCUUUGCUAGGUACGAGAUGGAUGUUCUGGAGCAGAUAUAAGAUGAAUAAGCUACAUGAAGCGUAUGAAGACAUGUUCAGGCGAUACGGGCCGGUGUUUGCGGAGAUCACGCCAGGAGGUGCCAUGGUGGUGUCCAUCGCAGAGAGGGCGGCUCUAGAGGCAGUGCUUAGGGCCCCCGCAAAGAGACCAUAUAGACCCCCCACGGAGAUCGUCCAAGUAUACAGACGAAGCAGACCAGACCGCUACGCCUCUACCGGACUAGUUAACGAACAGGGAGACAAGUGGCACCACCUUCGGCGCCACCUCACAUCUGACCUGACCAGUCCUCACACAAUCUACGGCUUUAUACCCGAACUGAACAACAUCUGCGACGACUUCAUCAACCUCCUGCAAAACUGUCGGAGACCAGAUGGCAUUGUACUAGGCUUCGAUCAGCUGACGAAUAAGAUGGGCUUGGAAUCCGUCUGCAGUUUAAUGUUAGGAACGAGACUUGGUUUUCUCGAGAGAUGGAUGUCUGGACGCGCAGCGGCGUUAGCAGCAGCAGUAAAGGCGCAUUUCAGGGCUCAAAGAGAUUCCUAUUACGGAGCUCCUCUUUGGAAGUUUGCGCCAACUUCGUUAUACAAAACCUUUGUCAGAAGUGAGGAAACUAUACAUAUGAUAGUAUCUGAACUAAUGGAGGAAGCGAAGUUGAGGACCUGUGGCGCGGCGCAGGACGACGGCAUGCAGGAGAUCUUCCUCAAGAUUUUCUCCAACCCUGAGCUAGACAUGCGCGAUAAGAAAGCAGCCGUUAUUGACUUUAUCACUGCUGGCAUUGAAACGUUGGCAAACACCCUAGUAUUUGUGCUGUAUCUGCUAAGCGGGCGAGCAGACUGGCAACAGAGAAUCAGAUCAGAACUUCCAACUUGCGGUGAACUACGGAUUGAAGAACUAGGGGCGGCUCCAUCGGUCCGCGCUGCGGUUAACGAGGCUUUCAGGCUUUUGCCCACUGCACCGUUCUUGGCUAGACUCCUAGAUACGCCGAUGACGAUUGAUGGUCACAGAUUGCCUGCUGGGACUUUUGUGCUAGCCCACACUGGUGCAGCGUGUCGUAGGGAAGAGAACUUCUGGCGCGCCAGUGAGUACCUCCCGGAACGUUGGAUAGACGUGCGCGAGCCGCACGCCGCGAGCAUCGUCGCGCCGUUUGGGAGAGGCCGCCGCAUGUGCCCCGGCAAGCGGUUUGUGGAACUGGAGCUCCAUUUGAUUUUGGCUAAGAUAUUACAACACUGGCGAGUUGAGUUCGAUGGGGAGUUAGAUAUCCAGUUUGACUUCCUUUUAUCACCAAAGGCGCCAGUAUCUUUGCGGUUAGUCGAGUGG
Molecule: messenger RNA, 1548 nt
Organism: Brenthis ino (lesser marbled fritillary)
Lineage: Eukaryota; Metazoa; Arthropoda; Insecta; Lepidoptera; Nymphalidae
Source: the annotation of a GenBank genome assembly